Vitis vinifera (wine grape) is the source of this 2056-nucleotide messenger RNA. RefSeq names its product probable U3 small nucleolar RNA-associated protein 7. The coding region runs from base 239 to 1849 and encodes 536 amino acids. Gene Ontology annotation, molecular function: protein binding. The transcript has 9 exons. The record is from RefSeq and is a predicted model, not a curated record. Lineage: Eukaryota; Viridiplantae; Streptophyta; Magnoliopsida; Vitales; Vitaceae. Gene Ontology annotation, biological process: maturation of SSU-rRNA from tricistronic rRNA transcript (SSU-rRNA, 5.8S rRNA, LSU-rRNA). Gene Ontology annotation, cellular component: small-subunit processome; nucleolus; 90S preribosome.
ACUUACGGCCCAAUAGUUCAAAAAUUGGGCCGGACCAGGCUCAGACCAUUAUCAUCGGACUGAAGCUAGCCGCAUGUUCCACACCUUUUUAGGGUUUAGUUGCAGCACGGGAAGGCGCCAGCUUUGUUUACAAACGCAAGCAUUCAAUCAUUUGUUCUCCCAACGCUGCGUUUCCAUCGAUUUUGGGUUUUCAAUCGACCGAGUUCUAGCGUGAUCAUUAAAAAUUUGAAGGAGCUAGAUGGGGGUGGAACAAGAAAAUGGUACUCCUACAGAGAUGGUGCCGGCUUCCGAACAGGAUAUCUCUGAUGAGUUAGAUGUGAAAGUGAAGAAGUAUCUUAGAGGUGAAGGUGCUAAUUUAGAGGCUUUACAAGAUAAGAAAUUGAAGGGUCAACUUGUUAUUAGAGAAGAAUUAUAUGGAAAAUCUGCAAAAGCUGCUGCCAAGGCUGAGAAGUGGCUUAUGCCAAGUGAGGGAGGCUAUUUGGAGGCAGAAGGUAUAGAGAAGACUUGGAGGAUCAAACAAGAGUCUAUUGCACGUGAAGUGGAUAUCCUAAGCUCAAAGAAUCAAUAUGAUAUAGUCUUACCAGAGCUUGGUCCUUACACUCUGGAUUUCACCUCAAGUGGUCGGUAUAUGGCAGUUGGAGGACGUAAGGGCCACCUGGCUAUCAUAGAUAUGAAAAAUAUGGGUGUAAUUAAAGACUUUCAGGUUAGGGAAACAGUCCGUGAUGUGGUGUUCUUGCACAAUGAGCUGUUUUUUGCUGCUGCCCAAAAGAAGUAUCCAUAUAUUUAUAACCGGGAUGGGACAGAACUUCACUGUCUAAAGGAGCAUGGUUCAGUACUAAAACUUCAGUUUCUGAAAAACCAUUUCCUCUUAGCAUCCAUAAAUAAAUUUGGGCAGCUUCAUUACCAAGAUGUUACUAUGGGUGAAAUGGUUGGUAACUACCGGACUGGUCUAGGCCGUACUGCUGUAAUGCAGGUGAAUCCAUUCAAUGGAGUUGUUGGUUUGGGUCAUUCUGGUGGUAUAGUGACCAUGUGGAAGCCUACCAGCUCUGCUCCCCUCGUGAAGAUGCUGUGUCAUCAUGGACCCAUCUCAGCUUUAGCAUUCCACCCCAAUGGACAUCUCAUGGCCACAGCUGGCAUGGAUAAGAAAAUCAAGCUUUGGGACUUGAGGAAAUUUGAGGUUCUCCAAACUUUACCAGGCCAUGCCAAGACCUUGGACUUCAGUCAGAAAGGUUUGCUUGCCACUGGAACUGGCUCAUUUGUACAAAUUCUCGGAGAUUUCUCAGGGACUGAAAAUUAUAGUCGGUAUAUGGGUCAUUCCAUGGCGAAAGGCUACCAGAUAGGAAAAGUGCUGUUCCGACCAUACGAAGAUGUUCUGAGCAUAGGGCACUCUAUGGGUUGGUCUUGUAUUCUCAUCCCUGGAUCUGGAGAACCCAACUUCGAUUCAUGGGUGGCAAACCCGUUUGAAACAUCAAAACAGCGGAGAGAGAAGGAAGUACACUCUCUUCUCGACAAGCUCCCGCCUGAAACAAUUAUGCUGGACCCCACCAAGAUUGGUACAGUGAGGCAAUCAAGGAAGAGAGAGAAGCCAACAAAGCAGGAGAGAAAGGCCGAAAUGGAGGCUGCUGUGGAAGAUGCCAAGAGCAUUCCCCUGAGGAAGAAAAUGAAGGGGAAGAACAAGCCGAGUAAGAAAGUGAAGAAGAGGGAGGAGGCAGUUGCCAGAGCCAAGAAGCCAUUCCUGGAGCGGCAAAUGGAGGAAGAAAAUUUGUCUACAAAGAAACAGAAAAUAAGUGGGGAAAUUGAACUGCCCAAAUCUCUACAGCGCUUUGCUCGCAAGAAAGCAACAACAUGAUUAUAACAAUAUUUUGUGAAGCUUAUACUAUAGUUUUGUUUUUCCCUCCUCUCCACUCCAUUUGCCCCCUUUUUGGUGUUCAUCUGAUCUAAAAUGUAUUUUAUUUUCCAAUUUUUUGUUGUGUACUUGAGAGAUAAAUUAGAUUAGAUCGGCGGAAACAUGAUUAAUGCAGUGAGUCGACCCAAGUUGUUGGGAUUUUGAGCAGAA